UUAGUCGGAAUAUUCACCAUCAAAUCGUCAUCACUCAUCACUGUGUACUCUUCCAUGCUUAGCGACAAUAAUGUCAAUUUCACAGGAAUAGUCUCAGAAGAGAACAAGUCAAAGAACGUCUCCUCCUUCUUACUUAUUUGCGCUUCCCACUUGGGUGAAGAUGGCAUGCAGUUGCAAGGGAAAGGUUGUCUUAUGUCUUACCAUCAUCCCAGCUUGUUCUACCCGAAUUCCUUUUCAAGUUUCAACUUCCUAACAAAUCCACCGACGCGAUGUUCAAACCGGGGCCUGAAAAGCCACCAAACCGAUACGAUAUUCAAAACCCCAACUUGGUUUACGAUAUUUUCUUAAGCUCCGGAAGCGGAACUGCCGAGUCAAUAAUCGCAUACACUUCAUGCCUCCAUGCCUCUCUUCAAAAGGCAGGGUUCUCUGUUUUCUUGGAUUAUGGUCACAGCAUCUUCUCCUCACCACUGCAAGCCAUGCAAAGGGCGAGAGUUUCUGUUGUUGCUCUUUCGACUGGCUAUGCUGGUUCCCCGAGGGAUCUGGAGCUGCUGGAGCUGAUGCUUGAAUGUCGCAGAAACUCCGGUCAGUUCAUUCUGCCGGUGUUUUUGGGAGUGACUCCGAGAGAUAUGCGAAAAGCUUUUGCUGAUUUCACAAAGAGCGUAUCGGAGAAAGAUAAGGUAGAGUGUUGGAAGGUAGCUUUGGAACGAAUCUGUCAAAUCCAAUCCUACCAGUGGGUUUACCUAAACAAUUAUAAAUGGAGUGACAAUGAUAUGCAUAUCAAGAAUGUUGUCGGAUAUGUUGGAGGCUUGUUGGACACAAGAAAAUUGUUUGUUGCUGAGUUUGAAGUGGAAGUAGGAUACCGAAUGCAAGAUGCCACUAAACUGUUGGUCCACUCAAAAUCAAAGGAGGUUCUUCUCCUUGGGAUAUGGGGAAUGGUGGGUAUUGGAAAAACAACAAUUGCCAAAGCCAUUUAUAAUGAAAAUUGUGGUAAAUUUGAGGGUAGAAGCUUCUUGGCAAAUAUUAGGGAAGUAUGGGAGCAAAACACAAUUCAUGUUUAUUUACAAGAACGUAUUCUUUUAGAUAUCCUCAACUUACCAAAAAUAAGAAUAGAUAACAUCGAAAUUGGAAAAAAGAUGUUAAAGAAAAGGCUUUCUAAUAAAAAAGUUCUUCUUGUACUUGAUGAUGUGAAUAAAAAGGAGCAGUUGAAUGCUUUGUGUGGAAGUAGUGAAUGGUUUGGUCCUGGGAGUAUAAUAAUAAUCACGACAAGAGAUAGAAGUCUACUUCAGGAUCAUAGAGUUGACCAUGUGUAUAGAAUGAAAGAAAUGAAUGAAAAUAAAUCUCUUGAACUUUUUAAUCGGUAUGCAUUCAAAAAAGCAUCUAAUACGCAAUAUCUUGAUGAACUUUCUAAAAAUGUAGUUGCUUAUGCUGGAGGAUUGCCACUAGCUUUGGAAGUCCUUGGCUCCAAUCUUCUUGGAAGCUUGGAGAGUAUCCCUGAUGGACUCAUAGACUCUCCUCAUCCUGUGCUACAGAAGGUUCUGAAAAAAUGCGUGGAAGAUUUAAAUGAUACGGAGAAAGCCAUAUUCCUUGAUAUAGCUUGUUUCUUAAUUGGGAUGGAUCAAGAAGAGGUGAUCCAAGCAUUAAAUGCCUUUGGAGACUUGGCCAAAGAUGGAAUAAAAGCCCUUGAGGAUCGAUGCUUUAUAAGAUUUGAUGACAUGAACAAACUUAGAAUGCAUGUUUUGCUACGAGAUAUGGGAAGAGAAGUCAUUUGUGAGCAAAAGGGAGGAGAUCCUGCGUCAUGGAUCUAUGAUGUGUUCUUGAGUUUUAGAGGAGAAGAAACUCGUGCGACAUUCACCUCACAUCUCUACACUUCUCUUGCAAAUGCUGGAAUUUAUGUCUUUAGGGAUGAUGACGAGAUCCGGAGGGGAGAUCGAAUCUCCAUUUCACUACUGCAAGCAAUCAGAGCAUCUAGAAUUUCUGUAGUUGUGUUGUCAAGGCAUUAUGCAAAUUCAAGGUGGUGUCUGCAAGAGCUGGAGAACAUAAUGGAGUGUCGCAGGGCCAUAGGUCAGGUGGUUGUGCCUGUUUUUUAUGGUGUAGAUCCCUCUAAUGUAAGGAAUCAAACAGGUCUAUUUGGAGAAGCUUUUCAAGAUCUUUUAAAAAGAUUUUCAGUGGAUAGAGACAAGGAGAAGAGGUGGAGAAAAGCGCUUCAUCAAAUUGGUUCCAUUGCAGGAAUUGUGAUCAUAGAUUCCAGGAAUGAAAGUGAGGAUGUCAGUUUGAUUGUUGAAGAUAUCUCUGCUUUGCUAGAUGAUACACUCUUAUUUGUUGCACAACAUCCCGUAGGUGUAAAAUCUCGUGUGCAGCAUGUGAUUAAACUACUAAACCACCAAUAUGCAAAAGAUGUUCAACUGUUUGGAAUAUUGGGAAUUGGAGGAAUCGGAAAAACAACCAUUGCCAAAGCCAUUUACAAUCAAAUUCAUCGUGAUUUUGAGGGUUCUUCCUUCCUCGAGAAUAUUAGGGAAUUCUGGGAACUAAUAACUGCUCGAGUUAAUUUACAAGAACACCUUCUUUCUGACAUCUACAAAACAACGAAAAUAAGGAUACAUAGCAUUGAAUUUGGAAAAACUAUAUUGCAGCAAAAGCUUCGUCAUAGAAGGGUGCUUGUUAUACUUGAUGAUGUUGAUGAACUAGACCAACUAAAAGCUUUGUGCUGGAGCCGUGAAUGGUUUGGUCCAGGGAGUAGAAUAAUCAUCACAACAAGAGAUGAAAGUCUACUUAGAGUGCUUAAUGUUGACCACAUAUCUAGAAUGUCAGAAAUGGACAAUGAUGAAUCUGUUGAGCAUUUUUGUUGGCAUGCAUUCAAACAAUCAAGUCCCAAAGAGGAUUUUGCUGAGCUUUCCAUAGAUGUAGUUGCAUACUGUGGAGGAUUGCCACUAGCUCUUGAGGUUAUUGGAUCUGUUUUGUUUGAUAAGAAUGUAAAAGAGUGGGAAAGCCUAUUGGAAAAACUAAAAAAAAUUCCAAAUGAUAAAGUACAGAAAAAGCUAAGAAUAAGUUUUGACAGUUUAAACGAUGAUACAGUAAAAGAAAUAUUCCUUGACAUAGCUUUUUUCUUUAUCGGGAUGGAUCGGAAUGAUGUAGUGCAUAUCUUGGAUGAAUAUGAUGCUGAAAUUGGAAUAAGUGUUCUUGUUGAUCGAAACCUAGUGACUGUUGAUAGCAAUAAUCGGCUUGGAAUGCAUGCCUUGUUGCGUGAUAUGGGAAGAGAAAUAGUCCGUGAGAAAUCACCCAAAGAGCUUGAGAGGCGAAGCAGAUUAUGGUUGCAAAAAGAAGUAUUUGAAGUAUUACAAACACAUACUGGUACCAAAGCUAUUGAGGGAGUGACUUUAAAGUUGCCAAGAAGCAAUGCAUUUUGUUUGGAGACAAAAGCAUUUAAUAAGAUGAAGAGACUGAGGUUGCUGCAACUUGCUAGUGUACAACUUGAUGGAGAUUUUGAACAUAUGUCAAAAAAUAUAAGAUGGAUUUGUUGGCAUGGAUUUCCUUACAAAUACAUACCUUCCAAAUUUUAUCAAGCAAGUUUAGUUGCCAUGGAGUUAGAAUCCAGUAGUCUUAGAUUCAUGUGGAAGAAGACCCAGUUCUUGGGGAUGCUAAAGGUUCUCAAUCUUAGUCAUUCUUAUCACUUGACUCAAACUCCAGAUUUUUCAUACUUGCCUAAUCUUGAGAAGCUAUUACUCAAAGGUUGUUCAAGUUUGUCUAUGAUUUCAGAUACAAUUGGACAUCUCAGAAAAAUUCUUCUCAUAGAUUUGGAAGAUUGCACAAGCCUUCUUAACCUUCCUAGAAGUUUUUAUGAGUUGAACUCUUUGAUAACACUCGUCAUUUCUGGAUGUUCAUUAAUCGAUAAAUUGGAAGAGGACUUGGCACAAAUGAAAUCCUUGAAAAAAUUGAUUGCGGAUAAGACUGGAAUAACACAAGUGCCUUCUUCGGAACCGAAAAGAUGGAUAUACGACGUGUUCUUGAGCUUCCGAGGCGAAGACUCUCGCAGCACAACCGCCUCACAUCUCUACAAUUCUCUUACUCAAGCCGGCCUUUACGUUUUCCGCGACGAUGAAGAGCUUCAGAAAGGAGACCAGAUCUCGCCCUCACUGAUUCGAGCAAUAGAAGCUUCUAGAAUCUCUCUGGUCAUUCUGUCGGAACAUUACGCUGCCUCAACAUGGUGCCUGGAAGAGUUGGAGAAGAUAAUGGAGUGCCGGAGAAGCAUAGGUCAGUGGGUUAUUCCGGUGUUCUGUGAUGCAAGUCCUUCAAAAAUACGCCUUCAGGAAGGUCCUAUCGGAGAAGCUUUCCGGCAGCAUCUGCAAACGUUCUCAGAGGACAAAGUCAAUCUUUGGAGGGCAGUCCUCCGCCAAGUUUGUAGCUUUUCAGGGGUGGAUCUCCGAUGUUCCAGGAAUCAAGCUGAGGAAAUCAAUUCGGUUGUUAAAGAAAUCACUAGGUUCAUAGGCAAUACACUCUUGUUUGUUGCUCAAUAUCCUGUUGGGUUAGAAUCUCGUGUGGAACAUGCGAUCAGUCUCUUAAACUUGCAACAGUCAGAGAAGGUUUUGAUAUUAGGAAUUUUGGGAAUUGGAGGAAUUGGAAAAACAACUAUUGCCAAAGCUAUUUACAAUCAAAUUCAUCGUCGUUUUGAAGGCCAUUGCUUCCUUCCAGAUAUUAGAGAAUCUUGGAAGCAAAGCACUAACCGGGUUUAUUUACAAGAACGACUUCUUUCUGAUAUCUACAAAACAACAAAGAUAAAGAUACAUAACAUUGAAUCAGGAAAGUUUAUAUUGCAGCAAAGGCUUCCUGGGAAAAAGUUACUCCUUAUACUUGAUGAUGUUGAUGAAUUAGACCAACUAAGAGCUUUAUGUGGGAGUCGCGAAUGGUUUAGUCCUGGUAGUAGAAUAAUCAUCACAACAAGAAAUGAGCACUUACUCAAAGUGUUUGAAGCUGAUCACAUAUCUAGGAUGUCAAUUAUGGACGAUGAUGAAUCUUUCGAGCAUUUUACUUGGCAUGCAUUCAAAGAAAAAAGUCCUCAAAAAGAUUUUCUUGAACUUGCUACAAAGGUAGUUGCAUAUUGUGGAGGAUUACCCCUAGCUCAUGAAGUUAUUGGAUCCUUAUUGUUCAAUAAGAAGAAAAAGUUGUGGGAAAGUGUAUUGGAGAAACUUACAAGAAUUCCCAAUCAUGAAAUACACAGAAAACUAAGAAUAAGUUUUGAUAACUUAAGUGAUGAUACAGAAAAAGAAACUUUUCUUGAUAUAGCAUUCUUCUUUAUUGGGAUGGAUCGAAAUGAUGUCAUAAAUAUUUUAGAUGAAUAUGAUGCUGAAGUUGGAAUAAGCACUCUUGUAGACCGAAGUCUUGUGACAGUUGAUAAAAAUAACAAACUUGGAAUGCAUGAUUUGCUGCGAGAUAUGGGAAGAGAAAUUGUCCGUGAGAAAUACCCGAAGGAGCCAGAGGGGCGUAGCAGGUUAUGGUUGCAGAAGGAAGUACUUGAAGUGCUACAAAAACACAUUGGUACAAAAGCUAUUGAGGGACUAACUUUGAAGUUGACAAGAACUGAUACAAUUUGUUUGAAGACUGAAGCAUUUAAGGAGAUGAAGAAACUCAGAUUGCUUCAACUUGCAGGUGUACAACUUGGUGGAGAUUUUGAAUAUAUUUCAAAAGAUCUAAGAUGGCUUUACUGGCAUGGAUUUCCUUUGAAAUAUAUGCCUUCAAACUUUUCUCAAACAAGCUUAGUUUCCAUUGACUUAGAAUCUAGCAGUCUCAAAUUAGUGUGGAAAGAGCCAAAGUUCCUUGAGAGGUUAAAAAUUCUCAAUCUUAGCCAUUCUCAGCACUUGACACAAACCCCUAACUUCUCAUACUUGCCUAAUCUUGAAAAGCUGUUACUCAACGACUGUCCACGUUUGACUGCAAUUUCAGAAACCAUUGAACAUCUCAAAUACAUUCUUUUGAUCAAUUUGGAAGAUUGCACAAGCCUUCAUAACCUUCCAAGAAGUUUCUAUAAGUUGAAAUCUCUUAAAACUCUCAUUAUUUCGGGAUGCUCAAUGAUUGAUAAAUUGGAAAAUGAUUUGGACCAAAUGGAAUCCUUGGUAACUUUGAUUGCAGACAAGACUGCAAUAACACAAGUGCCAUUUUCAAUAGUAAGAUCAAAAAGCAUUGGAUAUGUUUCUUUGUGUGGUUAUGAAGGAUUCUCACGUGAUGUGUUUCCUUCUCUCAUUUGGUCAUGGAUGUCACCAACAAAUAAUUUCUCAUCUCAAGUUGAAACAUGUAUGGAUUUGGAACUUGUUUCCUCAGAUGUAGGAAAGCUUCGAAGUUUGCAAGUGGAAUGCAACUCAGAUUUUCAACUAGCUGAAGGUAUUGCAAGAAUUUUGGACACUCUAUAUGCAACAUAUUACAAUGAAUUAGAAGCAACACCAACUACAUCACAAGUCUCAAACAUGGGAAGUUCAUCCAUAAUUAGUAUUUGCAAUCAAUUUCAAAUGAAUGGAUUAGUCAAGUCUCUUCUAGUUGAAGUGGGAGUCAAGAACCAAGUCAGCAACAUUCUUAGGGAGAGAGUUUUUCAGAAAUUGAGCACCAAUGAGCAUGACAAUUAUUUGUUGCCGGGUGACAAUUAUCCUGAUUGGUUGACCUUCAAUUCUGAUGGUGCUUCUAUAAUUUUCAAUGUCCCUCACGGGAAUGGACGUGACUUGAAGACAAUGACAAUGUGCAUUGUUUAUUCUUCUUCUACAGACACCAUCUCACUAAAAUGUCUCAAGAAUGUGUUGAUAAUAAAUUACACAAAAUCUACCAUUCAAGUGUAUAAGUGUGACACACUAGCUUCUCUUGAAGAUGACGAGUGGCAAAGCAUAAUUUCAAGUUUGGAACCCGGAGACAGAGUUGAGAUUGUGAUUGUUGUUUAUGGGACAGAAUUUGUUGUGAAGAAGACAUCAGUUUAUCUCAUAUAUGGUGACCCAAAUAAUGAAGAUAGGGAUGCUACCGAUAUGCCAGAAGAUAAGAAUGUUAUUAGUUUUGGCAAAGCUAAAAAUAGAUUUCAUGGACCUUUGUCUCUCGCCUCCGUUCUGGUCUCGCCGCUGUUCUGGAUUGGUGUUGCUGGUUUUCUAAUUUGGAAACAUUGCCUAUCUGACAAACGAAGAAGACAUGGAUGCAUCAAAUUUUCAAAUCAUGAGAAGACUUUUCCAUUUCUAUUGUAGUAGACCAGAAGUAUCAAUGAGGAAAUUAAAGAGGAAGGUAGCUUGCUAUGAAAACACUCAAAAUUUGAUCUGUUAUGCGACCUUUAAAAGGGAAAAAAAAUAGUUGUUGAAAAGAGCUCU
Molecule: messenger RNA, 7325 nt
Organism: Arachis duranensis
Lineage: Eukaryota; Viridiplantae; Streptophyta; Magnoliopsida; Fabales; Fabaceae
Exons: 13
Coding region: 270-7205 (2311 amino acids)
Biological process (GO): defense response; signal transduction
Molecular function (GO): ATP hydrolysis activity; ADP binding
Source: RefSeq, a predicted model, not a curated record